GCCGAGCGCCUGCCCGUUUUUCUUCUUAACCUAAUCCCGAAAAUCUUUGCGCCUUCUCUCAUUUUUGAUUUCUCAGGCAGUGCUGAGGCUUUAUCGUAAGGGAAGAAGAGAGCCCAGCGCGAGUGGAAGAACGAGCCGGACCAAGAUUAUUAUAGUGGGGAGAUGAUGAAGGAGGACGAGGUGGAGCGGUUGAGGGGAUUGGUGAGGGACUGCCUUAGCAAGCAUCUCUAUUCCUCAGCCAUCUUUUUCGCCGACAAGGUGGCUGAGGCAAGUUCUGAUCCCGCCGACAUUUACAUGCAGGCUCAGGCUCUCUUUCUUGGAGGCCAGUACCGCCGGGCCCUUCACCUACUGAACUCCUCUUCCAUCGUCCUUCGUGACCUGCGCUUCCGCUACCUCGCUGCCAAAUGCCUCGAGGAGCUAAAAGAAUGGCACCAGUGCUUGACGAUGCUGGGCGAUGCCAAAGUGGAUGAACACGGAAACGUGAAUUGCCCGAAGGAUUGCAGUCCUAUGUACUUGGACAAGGAUGGAGAGGAUCGUGAAAUCAACAUUACCGCAGCAGUUUGUUAUUUACGUGGCAAGGCCUUCGAAGCUUUGGAGAACCGUAUCCAAGCAAGAUUAUGGUACAUAGCAGCUGUCAAGUCUGACCCUUUUUGUUAUGAGGCUUUACAAAGUUUGGUUGACAAUCUUUCACAUUUAAUUCUUUGUGAAAAGGAAUCAAGCCUGUUAGCAUCUCUACAAUUUGGCGAGGAGGACCAAUGGCUGUCAACAAUUUAUUCAUGUUUAGUGAAGAAGCAUGAAAAAGAAAAUGUUGUGGAAGCAAAGGUUAGAGAUAUUGAGAGAGACAACCCUUGCACCAAUUCGAGUUCACCCUUCAUGCUUGUGCUAAAAAAUAAUGCUGAUUUAUUGGUCUGCAAUGCUGACUACUACUAUCAGUGUGGAGAGUAUCAAGAAUGCUUUGAGCUCACCUCUUUGUUACUUGCAAAAGAUCCUUUUCAUAUGAAAUGCACUUUAUUUCAUUUGGCUGCUGCUAUGGAGCUUGGACAUUCUAAUGAUCUAUAUCUUCUUGCUUGCAAUUUGAUAAAGGACCAUCCUCAAAAAGCUAUUUCAUGGUUUGCUAUCGGUUGCUACUACUACAGCAUAAAGAAGUACGAUCAAGCAAGAAAACAUUUCAGCAAGGCAACCAGUGUGGAUGCCACCUUUCCACCUGCUUGGAUAGGCUCUGGAAAUGCUUAUGCUGUACAAGAAGAGACUGAUCAAGCAAUGGUUGCAUAUCGCACUGCAGCUCGUUUAUUUCCUGGGUGUCAUCUGCCAACAUUAUAUAUUGGGAUGGAAUACAUGAGAACACACAAUUUCAAACUUGCCGAACAAUUCAUUUUGCAGGCAAGGGCAAUAUGCCCUUUAGAUCCACUGGUCUAUAAUGAACUUGGAGUUGUUGCUUAUCAUAUGAAGGAGUAUCAGAAAGCUGCUCAGUGGUUCGAAAUGACUUUGUUUGAUGUUGCAUCUUCUUUGAAUGACAUGUGGGUGCCAACCUUGGUGAAUCUUGCUCAUGUCCAAAGGAAACUAAAGAUGUAUCACAAGGCUGUGUCAAGUUAUGAAAAAGCCAUUGCUCUUUCCAAUCGGAGCUUGAGUGCAUUUGCUGGUCUUGCAUAUACUCAUCAUCUAAUGGAUAACUUGGAUGCCGCAGUUACUUAUUAUCACAAGGCGUUAUGGUUGAAGCCAGAAGACCAGUUUUGCAACGAAAUGCUUACCAUGGCAUUGGAGAUGCAAGGGCGUGGCAUGUACCUGUUAUGACUCUUUGACAUUAUUCCGCUGCUGUUUUAUGUGCGUGUAUGUAAUAUUUUGUACGAAGGUGAGCAUUUAUUUGAUUAUUUUCAGUUAUUAGAAAAUUUCCUAUUUAAAUUUGGCAGAUAUUGUUAGAAUAGAGGCCCCUUCGAUUUUUGUAAUAUAAAUAGCAACCUCGAGGACUUUGAUACCUGCUUUUGUGUUAAGAUUAACCUUUGCUUUGAAAAUCUGAGCAAGGGUGAAUUUGUUGUCAGGGCUUCAUGCGGUUACCUUCUAUUAAAAUAUUGUGGCUUCUUUACAAUCUCACCUGCAUGUUAGGUGAAGAAAUAAGUCUAAAUGUCCAUUAUUAUUUCCAGUCAUUGAUCAGUAAAAUUGUAUAAAGUUUGAAUUU
Molecule: messenger RNA, 2173 nt
Organism: Phalaenopsis equestris
Lineage: Eukaryota; Viridiplantae; Streptophyta; Magnoliopsida; Asparagales; Orchidaceae
Product: anaphase-promoting complex subunit 6
Exons: 17
Coding region: 163-1791 (542 amino acids)
Biological process (GO): cell division
Molecular function (GO): protein binding
Source: RefSeq, a predicted model, not a curated record